Gaeumannomyces tritici R3-111a-1 is the source of this 2320-nucleotide messenger RNA. RefSeq lists its product as hypothetical. Gene Ontology annotation, molecular function: methyltransferase activity. The coding region runs from base 650 to 2044 and encodes 464 amino acids. NCBI's taxonomy places the organism in Eukaryota, Fungi, Ascomycota, Sordariomycetes, Magnaporthales, Magnaporthaceae. The transcript has a single exon. The record is from RefSeq and is a predicted model, not a curated record.
UGGCGGCUUCGAUUCCCAGUUGAGGUUGGCGCACUAGUGGCGGAGCCCCGUGCUGGGGUUGCAGCCACGGUCAACCAGGCAGGAGUGAACAACGGGGUCCGCCUGUCCCCCCUCGCAGCGACCCAGAGACCAACUGGAUGCGACGCAAUUGGCGCUCCCUUGCAUCCAGGUCCCGAUGUCACAUACGACCGCUGCAACGGGCUCGGGGGCCUGCUGAUUGCCGCGUAGAAAAGACUCGAGGUCGGCCGUCCACCGGGGCCGCCCUGCUCUGUCCUGCGCUGCUUCUGCUCCCUGGAUUUUCAUCGCCUUUGCCUAGGGUCCAGUAUGACGAUGGCCCCUCUGCUCGAAGCCUCCAGCCGCCAUCCUGAACCCAAUCAGCCAUCCACAUCCUUGGGACGUCGUCUAUCCGGAUCCACGCCCCGCACCUGCAGGGAGAGUACCAUCUAGCUGGGACUUGGGGUGGCGGAGCGGACCAACAGUGCCACUGUCCUGGGAAUGUCACAGGGACAGUUCGACUAAACCCAAGCACGAGAAAGAAACAGACUCAAAGGAAGAAAGGCGUCGAGGCCAGACGACCAAGGGCCAGCGAGGGAACGGGAAUAAGGGGCCGCCAAGAGGAAAGCGAUAAAAUAGGCAGUUGACGGAAAACAUGCCGUGCAACACUGUCGCGCCCUCUCCCGACAGAUCGACCCCCAGCCCGUGCAUAGUCGAGCGUGUAGCCUCCAAGGUCACGGAAAAGACCCGCGCGAAACAAUAUCGACGCUCGCCAGCUCCUGAUGCGCCACCGGGGCAUACCGUUUCGAGGGAUCCGUUCCCUGUGGGCGUGGUAGAGGCUUCGGCGGUUGAGUUUGAGGUGGACGACAAGGCGAGCAUUCAUGCUGAGAGCAUAGGCCACAAUACCGACAUGACCAGCAUCGCCGAGGACCUAGAGCCUUCGAAUGGCCGCGACUCGACGGAUGGCUCGCUCGACGAUGACGAUGAGGGCUAUGGCGACGAGGAUUUUGACGACGAUGGCCUAGCCUCGCUCUACUCGCCAAGUCGGUUCGGCCGUGGGGUGCCGGCGCACUUUCGUUCGCACGAGGCGGAUCGAUCAACCAUCAACUCGUCGGCGCGCUCGUUGUACGAUGGCGACAUCUACUACACAAUGGAGCACGGGCGACGGUACUGCGGAUCGUACUACAUGCCCAACGACGACAGCGAGCAGGACCGGAUGCGGAUUCUGCACCAGGUGUUUAUGCUGCUCGGCACCAUGGAGCUGACCACGGUGCCGCUCGACGACCCGACCAUGAUACUCGACAUCGGAACAGGCACCGGCGAGUGGGCCGUGGGCAUGGCCGAGCGCUACCCGGAAUGCGAGAUCAUCGGCACCGACAUCUCGGCCGUCCAGCCCACUUCGGUGCCCUAUAAGGUCUUCUUCGAGCUCGACGAUGCCGAGGUCGACUGGAUGAGGCCCACGGACGCCAUGGACCUCGUGCACCUGCGCGCCAUGAGCGGUGCCUUUUCCGACUGGAGCUUCAUCUACCGCCAGGCUUACCAGUGCCUCAAACCCGGUGGCUACAUGGAGAUUAUCGACUUUCACGACGAGACGGGCUGCGCCGGCCUCAAGCGCCACUUCUCCCCCGACUCCCCCGUCCACGCCCUGCUGCCUGCCCUGGAUGAGGCCGACGGCCUGUCGGGGCGCGCCAGGGGCUGCGGCCACAUGGACCCGGAUCUGCUGUCGGCCUGCGGUUUCGUCGACGUCAAGGUGCGCGACCACUCGGUCUACGCCAGCCUGGUCCAGCAGGCGCCCGCGUCCGGGGGCGCGGCGUCACCACCGUCGGCGCUCGGCAAGUUCUGGCUCGUCGCAUGCCUCUUCAGCCUCGAGGCCGUCACGCUGCGGUUGCUGACCAAGUACGCGGGCUGGAGCGCCGAGCGGGUCGUGGAGGCGUGUGAGGAGAUCUGCGGCGAGCUCAAGGCACUGGCGUGCGCUCCCGACACCGGGGCCGACUUUAGGAUUAGGUAUAGGGUCGCGACUGCCAGGAAGCCGUCCGAAGCUGGGGCCUGAUAGGGAUACACAAGCCCAGCGGUAAUGAGGGGGGAAGAUGUGCGCGGGUGGGAUCUUACUUUCUAGCGUAGGCGGUGGUGUUUUUGUGCUCCUUGGCUCUUUUUGAAGUUGGCUGUUUCCAAGGGCACGAUUGUGAUGAUGCUUGGAUAUACCCUUAUUUUAUCGCCUUUCUGAGUGGCUCUGGAUUUGUUGGCGUAGAUAGAUUAAAAUUUUGAUAUCGGACUAGGUAUGAGUGUCUAUACAGUUUUAACGACAUCAACAAGAACAAUACUGUCC